This is a messenger RNA of Brassica rapa (field mustard), 1502 nucleotides long. Its product is annotated as transcription factor bHLH60. Gene Ontology annotation, molecular function: protein dimerization activity; DNA-binding transcription factor activity. The record is from RefSeq and is a predicted model, not a curated record. Gene Ontology annotation, cellular component: nucleus. Lineage: Eukaryota; Viridiplantae; Streptophyta; Magnoliopsida; Brassicales; Brassicaceae. Gene Ontology annotation, biological process: regulation of DNA-templated transcription.
CUCUCUCUCUCUCUCUCUCUCUCUCUCUUGUUUAUUUAACAGAACAGCUUAACGUUGCUUUCGUCCUACUCAAAAUUGGCUAAUUGAGUAAAAAGCUUUUCUUCUUUUUCUCCCAGACAAGACAGAGAAAGAAAGAGUCUCUCUUACAGAACAACAACAAUUCCUUCUUCUUGAAGUCUUCUGGAAGCUCUGUAAGAAAGAAAGAAAGAAGCGAUUUCAAUUCAUCUACUCAAUCCUCUCUCUCUCUCUCUCUCUCUCCUUGGUUUCAGACAUCAGCGACAGACGGUGGUGUUGUGUUUAUGGAUCUGUCUGGACGAUUUGGAGCUAGAUCCGGCGACGGUGUACCGUUCCGGGAAGCAGCAGCUCUUGAAUCGCUUCACAUCGGCGGCGGCGAAGAGUUUCGGCAAAUGGUACCUCCGGAGAACGCCGGCGGGUUCACGGCGUUGCUUGAGCUUCCGCCUACACAAGCCGUGGAGCUUCUCCAUUCGUCUUCUUCUUCUGCUUCUCAAGCGACGACGCUUCACUCACUCGGGACAUUGAGUUUUCCUUCUAACCCACUCCUCAUGGAGCGAGCAUCUCGUUUCUCGGUGAUUGCCACUGACAAUCAGCAAAACGGAAAUGUCUCCGGCGAGACCACGACGACGAGCUCCGUACCUUCUAACGAACACAUUAAGACCGAGCCUGCUGAGACCGAGACUUGUGAUCAAGCGGCUGUGGAGAAGCAGAGCAAUCGAUGUGGCAAGAGGAAAGAACUCGACAAGAAGGUGAAAAGCUCGACGAAGAAGAAGAACAAAAGCUCUGAAGAGAACGAGAAGCUGCCGUAUGUUCAUGUUAGAGCUCGGCGUGGUCAAGCAACAGAUAGUCAUAGCUUAGCAGAACGAGCAAGAAGGGAGAAGAUUAAUGCAAGAAUGAAGUUACUACAAGAACUGGUCCCAGGCUGUGAUAAGAUUCAAGGUACUGCGUUGGUGCUGGAUGAAAUUAUUAACCAUGUCCAGUCUCUACAACGUCAAGUAGAGAUGCUAUCAAUGAGACUUGCUUCGGUAAACCCUAGGAUCGACUUCAAUCUCGACACGAUAUUGGCUUCAGAAAACGGUUCUUUAAUGGAUGGGAGCUUCAACGGUGCAACAAUGCAGCUAGCGUGGCCUCUUCAAGUGAUGGAGACAGAACAGUCCUAUCAUCACCGGCAAUUGCAACAACCACCAUCACAGCAAUGGCCUUUCGAUGGCUUGAACCAGCCGGUUUGGGGAAGAGAAGAGAAUCAAGAUCAUGGCAAUGACCACAACAAUUUGAUGGUUGGUUCUACUAGUUUGCACCCAAACCAGGUCAAAAUGGAGUUGUAAGUUUGGGGGAAAACAGUAGAUUAUGAAUGUGUAAAUAUGUCAAAUAAGCUUUGUCUCUACAUAUAUAUUAUAAAUAUAUAAGAAUUUGAUAUCUGUUAAGAAGGUAUUAGUCAUUUGAUUCGGAGGACAACUGGUAUAUAAUAAUUUCCUACUUUUACCAGA